This is a messenger RNA of Anopheles funestus (African malaria mosquito), 4718 nucleotides long. It is a transcript of the gene hts, whose product is annotated as protein hu-li tai shao. Bases 715 to 2871 code for a protein of 718 amino acids. Gene Ontology annotation, molecular function: actin filament binding. The record is from RefSeq and is a predicted model, not a curated record. Lineage: Eukaryota; Metazoa; Arthropoda; Insecta; Diptera; Culicidae. The transcript has 12 exons. Gene Ontology annotation, cellular component: postsynaptic density; plasma membrane; cytoskeleton.
GUGUGUGCGUUGUUUUAAGGAUUCCAAAUUUUCUCUAUUGCGCACCCAUACGUACGCAUGCGGGCGUAUAGAUUUAUGUAUGCAUAAUAUAUAUGUCACAUGCUAUACAUGCCCCAUCGAUAAGGAAAAGUCGAUUGGUGGCAGCAUAUACAUUUAGGGCGAAUGCGGUCAUGAGGUGGAUCCGGCACGAUGGGAGCGAAAUAAAAAAUUGAGAGGAAGCGUGCAUGCGUGUGUGUGUAUGUGUGGUGUUGUGUCCGUGUGUGUGUGUGUGUGCUGGCAAUUCACUGUAGUGGCAGAGUGACGAGAUUGAAUGGAACAUUAAAAAAAAAUGCAGCAAUAAACAGGGGGCGCGCGAGAGCAUAAAUGACCCGAAGAGCUCAUAGAUUGAUAGAGAUGACAUCAUUUCUAUAUAUUUACCAAGUAUAGAGCGGCGGCACCGACAUACAAUGGUGCGGUCUGUAUGCGCGGCGCAGCAUUAUUCGUGGUGUUUGUUAGCCGUUUGCACUUGUUGUGUUCGACUCUGCUCUGAACUCUCGCAAUCGUGUCAGAUUGCGUUAAACUGGCUAGAUAAUCGAAUCUGAUCUGUGGUUAGAAGUAGACACGCGUAAACGUUACAAAAAUAAAAAAAAAACGCCCGUAACACUCAUCCAUAGGGCUGGGCAAGGGCUGGGUCAACACCUCGGUUCCGUAGCAUCGUCAAGUGCAGAAAUCAAGAUGGCAACCGAAACCGAGACGGCAGCGAUUCAUACAAAUGGUGGCCUGGAAACGGUAUCCGAAGAGGAGGGCACCAAGCCGCGCCCGGCCGACAUUGAGGCGGAUAUGCGAGAGAUGGAGCGCCGCAAGCGGGUGGAGGCGAUCAUGAAUUCGCGCCUGUUCCGCGAGGAACUGGAACGAAUCGUGGACGGUCAGAUGCGCGAAGGUUCGUCGACGAUACUCCAGCAGCUGUCCGACAUCAUGGGCAUGCCGGCCGCCCGUAUCGGUAGCGUAUUCAAAAGCUCGAACUGCGUGGUGCCGAUCAACGAUAUCCGUGGCGUGGAGUCGAUGAGCUACGAGAAGGGUGAGAAGAUAUUGCGCUGCAAGCUGGCCGCCACCUUCCGGCUGAUGGAUCUGUUCGGCUGGACGCAGGGCAUCGCCUGCCAGAUAACGGCCCGUUUGAAUGCCGACCAGGAGCUGUUCCUCGUCAACCCGUACGGUAUGCUGUUUCACGAGAUUACUGCUUCCUCUCUGAACAAGGUGAACAUGCAGGGACAGAUCGUCGAACAUGGAACAACUAACUUUGGCAUCAACACUAGUCAGUUCACCCUCCACUCCGUAAUCCAUGCUGCCAGACCGGAUAUUCGUUGUGCAAUAUAUGUGGCCUACAGUGCCGUAACCGCCGUAUCGGCACUGAAGCAAGGAUUACAGCCGCUCACGAAGCACACUGCCCUCCUGGGAGAAAUAGCCUUCCACACGUAUGCUGGAGCAUUGAACGAACCGGAAGAGAAGGAUAAAUUAUUGCGCAGCCUGGGACCGGUCUCGAAGGUGUUGCUGCUGUCCAACCAUGGCGCAUUGUGCUGCGGUGAAACUAUCGAGGAAGCAUUCUACCAUGUUACCCACAUGGUGCAUGCCUGUGAAGCGCAGCUAAAGCUGUUGCCGGUUGGGUUGGAAAAUUUGAUUUUAAUCCCGGAGGAAACGCGCAAAGCCAUCUACGAUGCUGCACGCAAACCGUCCGGUGAGGGACACGAGGCAGCUGCUGCUCAAACGACGGAUAAUAAGGAAGGACAACUUUCGAAAACCCCGAAGUGGCGCGUUGGUGGUUCCGAGUUUGAAGCCCUCAUGCGAAUGCUCGAUAAUGCCGGUUUCCGUACCGGGUACAUCUUCCGCAAUCCGUUGAUCAAGGGCGAUAUUCCAAAGCCACGCAACGACAUCGAGGUACCACCAGCAGUGUCAUCAUUAGGCUAUUUAAUCGAAGAGGAAGAACUGUUCAAGCAAGGCAUUUGGCGCAAGGGAGAUCCGCGCAAGGUUGGCGAUCGCACCCGUUGGCUGAAUUCGCCCAACGUGUACCAGAAGGUGGAAGUGCUUGAAACCGGUACACCGGACCCGAAGAAGAUUACCAAGUGGGUUGCGGAACCGUCUCCAACGCAUUCGUCGACGCCGGUUAAGAUCGAGCAUGCGCAUCAGUUUGUGCCGACAAACACUAAUCCGAGGGAAUUCAAGAGAAUUCAGCAGCAGAUUAAAGAUAACCGUCGCGCAGAUAAAAUAUCGGCUGGACCACAGUCGCACAUUCUGGAGGGUGUCUCGUGGGAUGAGGCAAACCGGCUGAAGGAUGCAAACGUGUCUGCUGCUGGAGAUCACGUCGUACUGAUGGGUGCCGCCUCCAAGGGUAUUAUUCAGCGCGGUUAUCAGCACAAUGCCACGGUUUACAAGGCACCGUACGCAAAAAAUCCAUUCGAUUCCGUAACAGACGACGAACUGAACGAAUACAAAAAGACGGUCGAAAAGAAACGACACGGUGAUGGCACAGAUACAGAUUUCUCCGAAUCGGAAGCACUUAGCUCGUUGCAGAUUAGUGGCCCGGCCAAGGGCGCAUCACUCGUCAGCCCGCCAAGUCAAUCGGAACAGGAAGACACAACAGCAGAACAUCACGUCCUAAGAAUAGAAACUAAGCAAGCGCCCAAACCAAGCCAGCCAGAGGUUGUACUAAGCGACGGCGAGCAAGUACAAAAUGGCGAACAAUCCGAUGCACAUAUGAGCACCUUUUCGCACAGCAGCAAAGAGUUGCAGGAUAUUUCUACCGAUGGAUCCCCUAAGAAGGACAAGAAGAAGAAGAAGGGUUUAAGGACACCAUCGUUCUUGAAAAAGCGAAAGGACAAGAAGCGCGUCGAAUCCUAAACGCCCGAGCCCCGCAUUGCAAAAUGAAAUGGGAUGCUGUUUGUUUUUCUUCUUCAUGUGAUGAGGCACGUAUUUUUUUUGAAAGGGUGUAUUUCCUAACCCGCGAGAGCAAAGAAAAAAAGAAGUAUAGCAAACGAUCUAGCCACGUGCUCGUCCAAAUUUUUGGAGAAAAUGCAGGCGCGCAGAUAUUCAUCACACGAUUUCCUGAACGACGAGAGCCGAGAACCAACACGACUCGAUUAUACAAAAAAACGCCCAUUAUUAUAUCCCGUAUGUGUAGUAUGUAAGUUUUUUUUGUUUGGCUAGAGAAAGGACAACAAACUCUGCUGUACUUUGUUUGCUUUAGCUUAUUGUUUUCCAUUUUUAAAUUUGCUUUCAACCGUUUUUUGUUCGUUGUAAACUGUUCUCUCCCCUAGUAGAGCAUAGAAUUUAUGCGGAAGAAAAAUGUAUCGCGUCAAACGAAUGCGCGCAAACAGUUAAAUCAGUUUAAUUCUCGAGACAAAUUAUAGUGGGAGGGAGAAGGACACGAUGUAUGCAUAGGACAAAUGCUGAUGGAAACAAUACACAGUAUGAGUUAGUAAGCGUUUAUAAGAGAGAUAUGAAUUGCUAUUUAUGAAUCAGCACGAUUAAACGAUGUUAUGUAUUUAUGUUUUUUUUUGUUCUUUUCCGGGCAAAUAUUGUAAAACCGAAUCGCGCGAUUACAGCAAGGCCAGCAGAACAGACACAAAACAAUGCUGCAGAGCCCGGUUAACUGCAUGGUGGGUGGGAGAUGAUUUAUCAUUGUGUUGAGAAGAGGGGUCGGUUCGAUAACGAAUUUUUGGGGGCAAUGUGUCUAUUCCCGGCAAUGCAAUUGUUGGCCGAUAACGAUACAAAACCAUGCAAGCAAAGUGAGAGGGAAAGCUUUUGUACGUGGUGUUGCUGCUACAUCUCGCUUUCAUCUAUUUCAUCCCCACCCUGCCGUAGACGUAAAUGCGAAAAUGCAAUCGCUGAAAAUGAUAUAUAAUGUUUUUUUUUCUUUCUAUUUUUAUUUAAUUACUUUAUUAUAAUACACAACAUUGAGGUGUGGCGUGCGGAAUAGUGUCCUUGUGUUUUAGGACGUGCAGCUUAUGAACAGGCUGGAACGAAAAAAAAAAAUCAAACAUCCACACGCAACACGGAUACAAUGAUAUUUCCCCGUGCUCGUUGGGCAAUGAGCAAAACCAUAUAGAAGUUGACAAUGAACUUAUACAGCCCGCGCAUUACACAAUGAAUGAAACCGAAACACUCAAAAGCAUGCCAGCUUUCUAUUCGUAAUUGAAUGAUAUAAAAAAGAAACAAACACAGCCGAUAAAUCGAAGUAGAUAUACUGAUGAAAAAAAAACAAACAAAUAACAGAUAGUUAGAACAGAGAGCGAACAGAAAGGAGGAAAUAGAUACAGACAACCAGAUCAUGAUAUGGACAUCACUUGAGCAAACUAAAAUUUUAGUAAGAAAAAUCAAAAUCACCUAUCUUGUAGCUUCUUUCCGUUCCGCAGCUUUACGGAUAUUGUGCAGCAAUAUGUUAAUGCAAUAUGUCGUUUGUUGUCAUCCAACCAACGUUAAUGGUGGACGUUAGUAUGGAACGCAAAUAGCAUACAUCAGUUUCGGAACAUAAUAGAACGAAUAAUUGACGAGGGAUGGAUAGAGUAAAAAACACACAAAAACACGAAAAUCAUAACGAACUAGCUAAGAAAGUGUCAGUUAAACAUGAUAUAUAUCCCCGUCAAAGUUGUUGAAAGUGAUGGUGAACCGAGUAUGAGAAAGAAGAGAAGAUGACGCAUUUGCAUUGCAUGCUACGAUUGCAUAAAUAGCUUUUUACUACCGAUGAA